Corythoichthys intestinalis (scribbled pipefish) is the source of this 1529-nucleotide messenger RNA. It is a transcript of the gene hpda, whose product is annotated as 4-hydroxyphenylpyruvate dioxygenase a. Gene Ontology annotation, cellular component: Golgi membrane; endoplasmic reticulum membrane. The record is from RefSeq and is a predicted model, not a curated record. Lineage: Eukaryota; Metazoa; Chordata; Actinopteri; Syngnathiformes; Syngnathidae. Bases 71 to 1258 code for a protein of 395 amino acids. Gene Ontology annotation, molecular function: lactoylglutathione lyase activity; 4-hydroxyphenylpyruvate dioxygenase activity; metal ion binding. The transcript is spliced from 14 exons. Gene Ontology annotation, biological process: L-tyrosine catabolic process.
UACAUAUCAGCAGCAGAACAUUGAUGAUUUAUCUUGAUGUUACUCGUUGAAUUGAGGCUUCCAUUGCACCAUGACAAGCUACACUGAUAAAGGGGAAAAGCAUGAAAGGGGACGAUUUGUGCGGUUUCAUCAUAUAACCUUCUGGGUCGGCAAUGCCAAGCAGGCGGCAUCCUUCUACUGUGACAAGAUGGGCUUCGAGCCUUUGGCCUACAAGGGCUUGGAGACUGGCAGCCGAGAGCUUGUCUCGCAUGUCAUCAGACAAGACAAGAUUAUAUUUGCAUUUGAAUCUGCACUCAAUCCUGGAUAUGAAGAGAUGGGGGAGCACUUAAUGAAGCAUGGAGAUGGAGCCAAAGACAUUGCGUUCCAGGUGGAGGACUGCGACUUCUUAAUUAAGACCGCCAAGCAGCGAGGAGCUGUCAUCGUGAAGGAUCCCUGGGUAGAGGAAGAUAUCCAUGGGAGGGUCAAGUAUGCUGUGGUGCAGACGUAUGGAGAUACCACGCACACGUUCAUUGAGUACCUGGGGCCCUACAAAGGUCUUUUCCUACCAGGUUACAAAGAACCUCUGUUUCGAGAUCCACUCUUAGCCAAACUUCCACAAGCUGGUUUGAGAUUUAUCGAUCACGUAGUGGGAAACCAGCCAGAUGACCAAAUGGUGCCAAUAUCAGACUGGUAUCAGAAGUGCUUGAUGUUCCAUCGGUUCUGGUCCAUAGAUGACAAGCAAAUCCAUACCCAGUACAGUGCACUCAGGUCCAUUGUAGUGACCAACUACGAAGAAACCAUUAAGAUGCCCAUCAAUGAACCCGCAAUAGGGAAAAAGAAGUCGCAAAUACAGGAAUAUGUGGACUACAAUGGCGGAGCAGGCGUUCAACAUAUUGCCCUAAACACAUCAAACAUCAUUCAAGCUAUUGUGAACCUGCGUGCCCGAGGGAUGGACUUCCUCUCAACACCUGACACCUACUAUGACACCCUAAGGGAGAAGCUCAAAACCGCCAAGAUAAAAGUGAAGGAGGACCUUAACCGUUUACAGGAAUUGAAAAUCUUAGUCGACUUUGAUGACAAAGGCUACCUCCUCCAAAUCUUCACCAAACCUGUGCAGGAUAGACCCACUCUCUUCUUGGAAGUCAUCCAGAGAAACAACCACUUUGGCUUUGGGGCAGGUAACUUUAAGUCCCUCUUUGAGGCCAUCGAGAAGGACCAAGACGCCAGAGGUAACCUGACCGUGCUGACCCCUGAGGGCCAAACCCAGGCUUUCUACUGAUCUUCUCUCGUCUCAAAGGCAAUCAACGACAACUUCCAUAAAGUCAUAUAGAGUGCUAGCGUGUUUGGAGUGAGCGUUUACCAAAAUAGUCACAGAAAAACAUGAGAAAGGAAUAUUUUGAUACACACAAUAUCUUGUUUUUAACAACAUUUAAGGUCCUAUAGAUGUGGCACAUCCCGCAUUUAUCUCUUGGAUAAUGUUGUCCUCUACAAAAUGUGUAAAUGACUUAGCUAUGUCAGAUUUGAAUUAAAAAUAAUGACGGCUGCUUCAA